Rodentolepis nana is the source of this 885-nucleotide messenger RNA. Lineage: Eukaryota; Metazoa; Platyhelminthes; Cestoda; Cyclophyllidea; Hymenolepididae. The record is from the annotation of a GenBank genome assembly.
AUGGAAAUUGCGUUAGAUUGUUCUGAAAUUUUUAAGAAUCUCCUAGGUUCAACCCGGUUUUCUACUUACGAUUCAUUUAUCAAAUCUAUUGAGGAUUUCCAAAAAGCAACUCAUACCUAUUAUAAAUCGACAAGCUCAACAUAUUUUCCACCGGAUACUGUAGAGCGUAGUUUAAUUUCCUUUAAGUACAUUCGUUAUGUAUGUGAACAGCAGAAGAAAUCCGGAUACGACUUUGAAGGAAAUUCGGGCUGCCCAGCCUACUUCACUGUAGGCUCUCGCAAUUCCAAACUCAGUGUUGUCAAGUACUAUAUGGUUCACAAUCAUGAGGGGUAUCAAGAAACUGAUCCAUCAAACGUGCUACCCGAAUCCUAUACAGUAGAGGAUGAUGAACCAUGCCCUGGAGAUGUUGACUGUACACCAACUUUUUUAGCGUUAUUUAAAGAUUCACUCUUUGAUACUUAUGCAAAAUUGCAAGCCAGAAUGGAUGAGUUUCAGCAACUUACUGGGUCUCUUUACCGCAAACGUAAUACAAAGAGAUUUCCUGAAAGUUCAACAUUUGCAUCUACUCUUGUUUACAAGUCAUUUGCUUAUGAAUGCUAUCAUUAUGGAACGCACACUUCAGACAGCGUACCUCUUAGAGCUCGAAGAUCUGCAAAGAUUGGUUGCCGAUCGCGUAUCACUAUCAGUUGCUUUCAAAACAAACUCCGGGUUGUUCAAUUUAAUUUAAAACACAACCAUGAUGUUGAUCCUGAGCAUGCAAAAACCUACCCCAGAAAUCGUCGACUUACCCCCGUCCAAUUGUCGGUUGUUGAGAAAAUGAUUCGAAGUAGUUGUGACGUUCAUACGAUCAGGGACUUUAUUGCACGUAAGUGGACAAUCAUUUAA